GUCACAAAAAAUAUUUUGUUGUGAAACGCAGUGUAUAAAAUAUUUACCUAUUGUCCAAUAAGUUAUUGUUUAUAAUUAAGAAACCGAACCAAAAUGACUUCGAUACCUUUAAUGUAUGCUCAAGAAGACUGUGAACUGGGAGGAAAAGAUGAUAUCGAGGAUGACUUUGCAUACAGAAACAAUGUGAUGAAUGCGGAUAAGGAGAUUCGGCUGGCAUUUGUACGCAAGGUGUACGGCCUCCUGAGCGUACAGCUGCUAGCCACAUUCACCAUAGCUGCUGUGUUUUUGUUGGUCAGACCUAUUCAGGCAUUUAUCCAUGAGAAUGACUGGAUGAUGAUGAUCUCAUUUAUUCUGAGCAUGGUGACGCUGUUUGCUCUCAUUGCCAAGAGGAAAGAUCACCCAGCAAACCUGUAUCUGUUGGCCGCAUUUACGGGAGUGCAAGCGUACACCAUCGGUGUGGUGGUGUCAUACUUCGACACGGCGGUGGUGCUGCAGGCUCUGGGGAUCACCUUCUCCGUGGUGCUCACCCUCACUCUGUACACGCUUAACACCAAACGUGACUUCUCCUUCGUCGGAUAUGGGUUGGUGGCUGGUCUCAUGGUGCUCAUCAUCGGCGGCUUCGUGCAGCUGUUCCUGCAGAGCUCCGCCUUCGAGAUCGCCCUGUCCUUCACCGGAGCCAUAUUCUUCAGCCUCUUCUUGGUGUUCGACACCCAGCAGAUGAUGAACACACUCUCUCCCGAGGAGUAUAUCCUGGCCACCAUCAACCUAUACAUGGAUAUCCUCAAUCUGUUCCUGUACAUCCUACGUAUAUUGAACGAGUUGAAUCGUAAUUAAAUAGUUUUCUUGUGUAUUCAGUUUGCUCACCGACGCUGAGAAUCGCAAGAUAUUGUCUCACACGACUAAGGGUCAAAUCACACCGCAACGCGACGAGUAGAUGCAUUUCUAAAGUAUGGAUUUGACAGAUU
This is a messenger RNA of Aricia agestis (brown argus), 965 nucleotides long. Its product is annotated as protein lifeguard 4-like. The record is from RefSeq and is a predicted model, not a curated record. The transcript is spliced from 5 exons. Gene Ontology annotation, cellular component: membrane. The coding region runs from base 94 to 834 and encodes 246 amino acids. Gene Ontology annotation, biological process: negative regulation of apoptotic process. NCBI's taxonomy places the organism in Eukaryota, Metazoa, Arthropoda, Insecta, Lepidoptera, Lycaenidae.